CGAAGCCAGAGGGCGCAGGUUCAAUAGGUGUGGAAUGUUUUUGGGAAAAUUCAUAUUCUUUGUCAUUUAAAGCUUCUCAGUCAUCGAUGGUAUCGUCCUCCACCCUGCAUCCCCCAGCGUAACGGGGCAUCCAUACACAACGUACGUCGAAUUCCACCAAAAACACCGUCUCAUACAAUUUUGAGUUGCAAGAUGACUGACUUUAACGCCCUCGCCGUCCAGUUCACUGACUUUUAUUACAACACCUUCGACACGGAUAGGUCGCAAUUGACUGCGCUCUACCGCGAUCACUCCAUGCUCUCCUUCGAAGGCGCCCAAAUCCAAGGCACCUCAGCCAUCGUCCAAAAACUAGUCUCCCUCCCCUUCGCCCGGGUCAAACACCGCAUCUCAACCCGUGACGCUCAACCAUCUUCCCCCUCUUCAGGCGGCGUACUGGUCAUGGUCACGGGAGAGUUGCAGAUUGAUGAUGAGACGACGACGCAGAGGUAUUCGCAGGUCUUCCAUUUGGUGCCGGAGGGGGGUAGCUAUUAUGUUUUCAAUGAUGUUUUUAGGUUGAAUUAUAUGUAG
Saitoella complicata NRRL Y-17804 is the source of this 567-nucleotide messenger RNA. Its product is annotated as nuclear transport factor 2. Bases 193 to 567 code for a protein of 124 amino acids. NCBI's taxonomy places the organism in Eukaryota, Fungi, Ascomycota, Saitoellomycetes, Saitoellales, Saitoellaceae. The record is from RefSeq and is a predicted model, not a curated record. Gene Ontology annotation, cellular component: nuclear pore central transport channel. Gene Ontology annotation, biological process: protein import into nucleus. The transcript has 3 exons.